Molecule: messenger RNA, 829 nt
Organism: Boeremia exigua
Lineage: Eukaryota; Fungi; Ascomycota; Dothideomycetes; Pleosporales; Didymellaceae
Exons: 2
Coding region: 145-774 (209 amino acids)
Source: RefSeq, a predicted model, not a curated record
GGGUAACGGCGUGAAGAAGUGCAGAUGCAGUGCACUACUGUGAUACCCCUCUCGAAGGUAUAAAGAGGCCGCCUUGCACUGUAGUCCCAUUGUACCAGCUUCCAUCUAUUCAUUCCAUCUGAUUCAAUCGCUACAUUCUCCACAAUGAAGUACACACUCGCUUUCGCAGGUCUUGUCGCUGGUGCUCUCGCCGGAGAGUGCUAUGCUCCUCCUCCCAAGGUGACCUCCACAGGCUACGCGACUCCUCCUAGCCCAACCCCUACUCCUGAGCCCGGUCCAGGCUACUUCGGCGUCAUCUCAGCCCGCAGUGCUUCACCUAUCCACCUCCAGCCCUUGACGGCUCGUGGUGGAAAGUUCUACCUCGGGGGCGGUCCUCCCUCCAGCUACUGCCCCGAGGUUGUCGGUGACGCCUGCCCUCCUGGCAACAGCACUGUCUUCGCUGGCGGCGACAAGACACUCUCUCUCGGUGUUGUUGUUCCGGGUGGCCAGCAGGUCUACGUCGCUGCCGACGGCGCACUGAGCUACACGCAAGCUCACUCGGCCGCUAUCCCUGCUGGCGCAAUUGUCGAUCAGUUCAGCAAAGAUGCUCCCUCAAACGGAAACAGCUUCGGCUACCUUAACUUCGAGACUGGUUUCGUUGCUUGCCCUGUUGGUGCAGCCGACCAGGGCUACCAGGUCUAUGGCCAAACCCAGGACUUCGAGGCCAGCUCUGAAUGCCUUGGCUUCAGUGCUCUUACCUCCUCGGUGGACGAGCCUGGUGCGUGGCAGUACUAGAUGUCCUGGAGCCUCCAGGCUACGAACUUUCGUGAUCGAGAUUUAAUGAAUAAUG